Brenthis ino (lesser marbled fritillary) is the source of this 213-nucleotide messenger RNA. NCBI's taxonomy places the organism in Eukaryota, Metazoa, Arthropoda, Insecta, Lepidoptera, Nymphalidae. The record is from the annotation of a GenBank genome assembly.
AUGAACUCGCAAUUAGACGUUGCGGCCUCUCCAUCAGCACUCCGCCGGCCGUCGGGGGCAGGACGAGACAAUAGCUGCGGCAAAUCUCUUUAUAAAGCAGUGUUUUGUCGCUGUUUCCCCGUAGUCUACCUGCUCCCUCGAGCUCCGAUAUCACUUUAUUCGGCCGAUACUUCGAUCGAAGGCCGCAACAGUUCUCACGCAAAUCCAGAAUCC